CUAAUCUGCACUCACUACAGACUACACCGGCCCAGAGGACUCCUGCAAACCCAUCAGCGUCACCCGUGCUCUGCUUCAAAGGAAUGGCGAGCCCAAUGGUGGGAACCCCAAUCCGCCUCAGCAGCCUCAGAUACGCCCCUCCUUCCCCAGCACCCAGGGGACGAUUCGUGGCGGCGAGGGUGAGGGCGUCGGCGGAGGCGAUGGCGACGGCGACGGAGAAGCUCGGCGUCAGGGUGGAGCGCAACCCGGCCGAGUCCCGCCUCUCCGAGCUCGGCGUCCGCCAGUGGCCCAAGUGGGGGUGCGAGAAGAGCAAGUUCCCGUGGACCUACUCGGCCAAGGAGACGUGCUACCUGCUGCAGGGGAAGGUGAAGGUGUACCCGGACGGCGAGGAGGGGUUCGUGGAGAUCGCGGCGGGGGACCUGGUGGUGUUCCCCAAGGGCAUGAGCUGCACCUGGGACGUCGCCGAGGCCGUCGACAAGCACUACAAGUUCGAGUAGCCUGCACCUACAGCGCUGCACGGCCGGCCGCUGUGCUGCCUGCUGCCGUUGCUAGCACUAGACUGAGGUAUUUGUAGCCGGAUUGUGUUGUGCUCGAGAUUCUUACUAGUAAGUACUGGAUUCUCUUGUGGUGAAAUAAAAACGCCAGGCUAGGAUUGUGUUUGUCCUGGGCUCUGGAAGCAAACCGUGUAUCGUCCGUAUUUUGUUUCUUACUAGUAAGUACUAAUUGCCCGUGCCUUGUAACUGGGGCACAUAGACA
Messenger RNA from Triticum dicoccoides, 756 nucleotides. RefSeq lists its product as uncharacterized. Bases 84 to 497 code for a protein of 137 amino acids. Lineage: Eukaryota; Viridiplantae; Streptophyta; Magnoliopsida; Poales; Poaceae. The record is from RefSeq and is a predicted model, not a curated record. The transcript has 2 exons.